AUUAGAAAAAUGGAAAAAUUUGCAAAUCAAAUUGGAUUUUUGGUAUUGAAAGAAGACGGCGCUGUACUGGAAUCCGGGGGUGAACUAGAAAAUGAUGAAAGAAGUGCCAAUAUAUUCCUAGAUCUUAUUAAUUUGACCGAAAGUGUCGAUGAGAAUUUUAUGCCAAACAGUAGCUGCGAAAGAAUUUCCAUAGUCUAUGAGGAUCAUAGCUAUAACAUUUGUAUGUCCAAUCGUCGUAUUUAUAUUGUUAAAUUGCGCAAUGGUUCCGCAGCGGCAAACAGUCGUCUGGGUGGAGUUGCGUCCAACAGCAGUGUUUAUGUUGAUGCCAACGAGGGCAAUAUGAGCUCAACCGGUGCCGCUCUGCUUACUUGAGGAGAAUCAAGCACUGUCUGUUGCGUAUUCUGCGCCCAUAGCAUUCGCCGCCAGCGCAGUCCCAUGGCGGACAGUGCUUGCCUCCCCACACAAAAUACCAAGGAUCAUCGUUCACGUCGCUUCAAUUGGAAAACGCCAUUUAUUUAUUUGAUAAUUUUGUUUAUUUGUCAGAGAAUACACCAUCUUUAAUAUCAUAUUCAGUAAA
Molecule: messenger RNA, 577 nt
Organism: Musca vetustissima
Lineage: Eukaryota; Metazoa; Arthropoda; Insecta; Diptera; Muscidae
Gene: Lamtor4
Product: ragulator complex protein LAMTOR4 homolog
Exons: 2
Coding region: 10-372 (120 amino acids)
Biological process (GO): positive regulation of TOR signaling; cellular response to amino acid stimulus
Cellular component (GO): Ragulator complex; lysosome
Molecular function (GO): guanyl-nucleotide exchange factor activity
Source: RefSeq, a predicted model, not a curated record